UCAUAUUUUCUUAUAGUUAUAACAUAUAAUAAGAAAACAAAAAUGAAGAUAUUAUCCUUGACAUACACUCAAAUAUUUCUUCAAGCCUCAUUUUUAGCUCUAAUAUUGUUAUCCUACAUUCCUCCGUUCUCUAUUUUCUCCGUGUUUUUUCCUUUAAUUUUAUUCUACGCUAUUUACUACUUUUUCUUUAAGCCGUACCCCAUCCUUCUCCUCGAUUAUUCUUGUUAUAAACCUCCCGUGGAACGGAAGUGUAAUUUUGAUGUAGCCGAGUAUUUUGUGAAAAAAACUAAUUGUUUUUCCGAUAAGAGUUUUGAGUUUAUGCGUUCUAUUUACAUGAAGUCGGGUUUAGGAGAGGAGACUUAUGGCCCUCCUUUUAUGUUUCAAGGGCUUAAUAAGGGGACCUUAGACUCUGCAUUGUUAGAGGCUAAGGAGGGUAUGUUCUCGGCCGUCGAUAUUCUUUUAUCGACGACCGGGAUUGAUCCUUGUAAGGAUAUUGACAUUGUUAUUGUUACUUGUGGUAGUUUUUCACCCGAACCUUCUUUGACCUCGUUAUUGAUUAAUCAUUAUAAUAUGGACCCUACUGUAAAAGAAUACAAUCUUAGUGGGAUGGGGUGUGGGAGUGGGAUUCUUUCUAUCGAUAUGGCUGCCCAUAUUUUAAGAGGCACGGGGCAAAAUGUCAAAAAUGCCCUUGUCGUAGUCACGGAAAAUAUUGGUCUUAAUUGGUAUUAUGGGGAGGAUAGGUCAAUGUUGGUGACUAAUUGCAUUUUUCGAGUUGGCUGCGCGGCGGCGAUAGUUACAAACGAUCCAAAUCGCCGCCGCAACGCCAAGUUCCUACUCGAUCACUCGCUUCGGACCCACCACGGGGCCGACGAUAGCUCCUACAAGGCAGCAUUCCAAGAGGAAGACACAAAGGGCAACACGGGAGUUUCACUCACCAAAGAUUUAAUUCGAGUGGCGGGUCAAAACUUACGGGCCCACUUAACCACCCUUGCACCAAGAGUCCUCCCAGUAAGUCAACUCGUUCAGUACGUGAAAUCGGUGGCACUCUCGGUGUUGACUCAAGGCGAGUCAAAACCAAUAGUGCCCGACUUCACAACCGCAUUCGAUCACAUUUGCAUCCACACGGGCGGCAAGGCGGUAAUUGAGCAAGUAGGGAAGGUAUUAAAGUUACCCAACGUGGUGACUGAGCCGGCGAGGAUGACCCUACAUCGGUUUGGGAACACGUCGAGUAGCCUAGUGUUUUACGAGUUGGCUUAUUUUGAGGCCAAGAAAAGGAUCAAAAGAGGGGAUAAAGUUUGGAUGAUUGCAUUUGGGACAGGAUUUAAAGUUGGAAGUUUGGUAUGGAAAGCGUUACAAGAUUCAAAUUAUGAUCACAACAAUCCUUGGUACGAUUGUUUUGAUAGGUACCCACUUAAGUCAUGGUAAAUGGGGAGUAAUUAUAAUUAUAUAUUUAUAUACGAUCAAAUAUACGACAUUGUGUCGAUUUGUUAUUAGUUUAAUUUCACAAUUAAAAUUAAAGUUGGGGUUACUAUUAUAGUGUAAGUUUGGGUUCAUAUAUAGUAAUAUAAUACGUAGGCUGUUUAAUACUCGUAAGCUGAAAUAUAGAUAUACUCUUAAUCUUUAUUACAGAUAUAUUUAAUUUUUGUAAUAGUUGCUUCUUGUACUAAUAAUAACGUGAAUUUUGAUUUUUUUUUUAUUACAGAGAUGUAAUUAAAUUUUUAUUAUUUGACAUGCCAAUGAAUAUUUUAAUCAAUGCAUUUGAUUGAUUGAAGUCAAAGUCCAAGCUAGCUCAACUUUCUAAAAUUAAAUUAAAAAAACACAUAAAAAGUUCAUGUUAGCUCUGCUCCUUGAAAGUAAAAGUUCUACUAGUAGAUCAUUAAAUUGGUAAGUUAUUCUUUCCAAAAUCACUAGCUAUGUUUGAAAUGAAAAAAAUAAAUAAAUAAAUAAAAAUAAAAAAAAUUCACUAGCUAUGUCAAAAUCCAAGGCAAUUAAUGAG
Molecule: messenger RNA, 1996 nt
Organism: Chenopodium quinoa (quinoa)
Lineage: Eukaryota; Viridiplantae; Streptophyta; Magnoliopsida; Caryophyllales; Amaranthaceae
Product: 3-ketoacyl-CoA synthase 4-like
Exons: 1
Coding region: 43-1425 (460 amino acids)
Biological process (GO): fatty acid biosynthetic process
Cellular component (GO): membrane
Molecular function (GO): acyltransferase activity, transferring groups other than amino-acyl groups
Source: RefSeq, a predicted model, not a curated record